AAACGUGUCAAUUAGAAACAUGGAAGGUGUGCCCCUUGACAUAGGCCAUUUUGAUAUGCGUUCGAGUUUACAGGGAUUACUAUCCUAGGCGCUGAUCAGGCGCUGGCAAGCGCUGGUCAAACCGUCUAGCAAAGGAUAAACAAGAAAGUUCCGAAGCAUAUAGCAGUGGAUUCAUAAAAUAUUUUAUCAUAAACUCGUUCCUUUUAUUGAAUAAUUCGUUAGGAACAUUUAUUAUUGUGUCGAGUUCGAGUGCAGAUGUAACGUGAUUUACGUGUAUGGAUUUUCACCAUAAAUUACCAAUCGUGAAAGUGAUUUCCAACGAAGUGUAGAAUUUUCCUGUUACUCCGGAGUUUCUACCAAAAAUGGAGAACAUAAUGGGUAUCGAAAUCGUGAAAGUGGAUGAAACUGUUCUAAUCAGGGACACAACGUACGAGAAUUUCAUUGGUCCACAGGUGGAAGAAACUGUUGUAAUGCCUACCGAAGAAAAAGAAUCCACUGAGAUGAGUGUUAUUGAUGGUCAAAUUAUACAAAUUAUAACUGAUUUUGAGUGUGUAACGUGUCACCGUGUCUUUCAGUCAGAAGAUAUGCUGAAGGAACAUUUGGAUGAGUGUAGGGAGGAAGAUGAUUCCAACACCUUGCAGUUGAGUUAUCUUGAAAAUUAUGAUUCGGAAGAGGAAGAGAAAGAUGACAAUUCAGAUUACGUCAACACCUCGAAUACAGAAGAUUCUAGUUCCAAUAGUCAAGGAAAUAAUAAUGAUAAGCCAGUAAUUAAACCUGUACCUGAAACCCAAUGCCAUUGCUGUGCAGAGGACUUGAGUAAUGCCCACAGCGGUGGUAACUUUUCUUGUGAAUACUGUGAACUAUCGUUUAAAAAGAAAUCCUCGUUGGAAAGACAUGUUGUAGUAAUUCACUGGCAAGCUGAUUCUUGUACCUGCGUUGAUUGCGGGCAGUCGUUCCGCGAUAGGAAGGCGUUGAAUAAACACCGUUAUAUUACUCAUGCGGACAAAAAAAUAUACAAGUGCGAACGCUGCGAGACUUAUUUUUCACGGAUGUAUCAUUUAAAUCGUCAUGUAAUGCAUUCCGGCUGUCACGGGAAUAUUAUAAAAACGUUUAGUUGCCAAGUUUGUGAGAAAGUAUUCACGCGGAAAGAUAAUUUACGGGAUCAUUUGCGGACUCACGCUGGAACUCCGCAAAGGCAGAAAAAACCGUGUAGAUAUUGUCCUAAGGAAUUCAGUACGAAUCAGCAAUUAUUAAUUCACGAACGUGCGCAUACAGGCGAACGGCCACUUCAGUGUGAUUUAUGUCCAAAAUCAUUCAUGUCCUCUCUCGCAUUGAAAAAGCACAGACGCAUUCAUACGGGCGAGAAACCAUUCGAAUGUAAAUAUUGUCAAAAGAAGUUUGCCGCUCGGGAGACUUUGAAUCGUCAUCAGAGAACUCACACCGGAGAGAAGCCUCACGCUUGUCAAUAUUGCGGCAAGUCGUUUAUACAAGGUGCUCAAUUGCGAGCUCACAUAUUUCAUCACACUGGUGAGAACGGCUUCUACUGCGAUGUAUGCGGCAAAGCAUUUAACAGAAGAGCCCGUUUAAACGUCCACAAGAAAUUUGUACACGAAGGAGCAACUCCGUUCACGUGCAAAGUUUGUGAGAAGAAGUUUAUAAGAAAGGAGGACCUGGUUAAACACGAGAUGCUCCACACGGGAGUUAAACCGUUCAAAUGCGACAAGUGCGAGAAAGCAUUUUCUACAAAGUCUUCCUUGCAAGCUCAUAUGAAUACUCAUAGAAGGGAACCGCCACAAUCGUGUAUCGAAUGUAACAAAGUUUUCAUUCGGCAAGAUUGUUUGAUACGGCACAUCAAAGCUAAACAUCGUGAUCUACUCGAGGACGUUAUGAACGAGGUCGAGAAAAAACAUUUACAGAACACGCUGCACAACAUUGCCGCAACUGCAUUCAAUAAAAUAAAUAAUGGAGAGUCCACGAAACUCUCUACCGACGGGUUGUUGAAAUCCAUCGCGGAUCUCUUAAAAAUAUUAAUUGACGAUGAGACGCUACAGUUCUUUGGUUGGCCUGAUAAUCCUAUUCAAGAUGUGCUGGAAGCCGUGGUUAGGAGAUGCGGGAAACAAGCUCUAACUGCAGAAAGUAAUUUACCAUUUACAGAGAGAUUGAGAGAGAAUAUCAGACGCUUAUUUAUGGUUGUCAUAGAAGAUAAUUUCGUGAAAUCUCUAUUGACAAGAAAUACGGUAGACGAUGUUAUCGUACAUGUUUUGGAGCUUUCAAAGGAGAAUGCAGUUAAAUCAUAGCCGUACAAGGAAUAUAAAAUAUUCUAUUCAUACAUGAUAUAUUCAUACACAGUUAAAUUUGAUCAUACAAAUACACAGUUAAAUUUG
Ceratina calcarata is the source of this 2384-nucleotide messenger RNA. RefSeq names its product zinc finger protein 2 homolog. Lineage: Eukaryota; Metazoa; Arthropoda; Insecta; Hymenoptera; Apidae. The transcript has 11 exons. The record is from RefSeq and is a predicted model, not a curated record. Bases 363 to 2297 code for a protein of 644 amino acids.